AUGAGCCAAGGCUCUGAUCCAUCUACAUCGGCAAUGCGCUUGUAUGCUAUCGUCUACCCCCUCUCUCAUCCGACAUUCCGCAUUCCUGUCCUCGAGUCAGUAGCCAAACAGCAUGACAUCCCGAUCACCUUCUUCCCUCUCCCGCCGGACUCAUCCAGAGCAUUCAGCAUCGUAGCCCUUCCCUCAGAUGCAGCCGCCUCCACCCUCCUUCAUCGGUGCACGGCAAUCCGGAACAUCAUCCACCUCUGGUCGGUCGGAACCACUCGCGAAGGCACAAUAUCCGCAUUACAGCAUUCUUCCUCACAGCGGUCUUACUCUCACCUUCAGCCACCAUCACUCAGCUGGAAGGCGGACGUAGCCUCACUUGGCCUACGCCUGACCGCAGACGAGAAGCGAUCAAUCAUCGACUCAUGCCGUUUCCUCGACUUUGAAGGGCCGAUCAACCUGAGCAAACCAGACUUCGAGUGGUGCUGGUACGAGGAGCGCUGGGGCAUCGAAGGGGCACAUAUGACUGAUCGUGUGCAUGCAAGUCAGGCACAGGCGCUGCGGCUCGUCGUAGUGGGCAGGAAGAUUACAGCCGAGCCCCCUCUAGCUUCUGGGUCGAAGAGCCAACCACCAACACUCGCUCGCGAUUGGAUCGAUCGCCUCGAUCUCAAGAAGCGCAGCUAUAUAGGCAACACGAGCAUGGAGAGCGAAAUGUCCCUCGCUAUGGCGCAGAUGGCCAUGUCGGCACCAGGCAAGAUCAUCUAUGACCCCUUUGUCGGUACAGGCUCCCUCGUGGUAGCAGCAGCAGCGCUGGGCGCGUACGUCAUGGGGUCAGACAUCGAUGGACGGAUGAUCAGGGGCAAAGGCAAGGAGGUCAAGGAAGACCCAGGGUGCUGGAAGGAGACGGGCGUGCUGAGGGCGGCGAGACAGUAUGGGUUGGAGGGGAGAUUCCUAGAUUGCUUGACGUGCGAUAUCACCCAGCACCCAUGGCGUCUCCUCCAUCCCAGCGCAGCAUCUUCAUCCGGCGCAGGGCCUUCACGCCCGGCCUUCCUCGACGCCAUCAUAGCCGAUCCCCCCUACGGAGUACGUGCAGGAGCUAAACGUCUCGGCCACCGGGACGUGGCACGGCAGAGGGAUACUCCCUACUGGCUGGAGGAAAAGGGCGGCUAUUCCCACGAGCAAGAGGACUAUGUACCUCCGACGAGGCCGUACGCUCUGAAUGAUCUGUUGGACGAUCUGCUGAGCUUCGCGAGCAGAAUGCUGAAGGAAGGGGGCAGGCUGGUGUUCUGGAUGCCGGGUAGAAGGAGAGCAAAAGCCAAGGCGUCUACUGCACCGGUCCCUACAGGGCCCGAGUGGGAUUUGAUCGCUGUCAGUGUGCAAGACUUUGGCAAAUGGGCUAGAAGGCUGGUGACGCUACAGCUUAAGCCGAGAGGGGCAGCAGAAGCCGUCGACGAUGGCCAAGCAAAGGCCGCCACAGCGGGCGACGGCGAUGCCUCCUCGGCGCAGCGACGCUCAGAAGGCCAAUCGCAAUUCGAUGCAACCACUGGCAGGUACAAGGGCAACGUUGACCAGAAAGACUUCAGGAACCAGUACUUUGGACCGAGAGGAUAG
Jaminaea rosea is the source of this 1596-nucleotide messenger RNA. RefSeq lists its product as hypothetical. The transcript has 3 exons. Gene Ontology annotation, cellular component: cytoplasm. The coding region runs from base 1 to 1596 and encodes 531 amino acids. Gene Ontology annotation, molecular function: nucleic acid binding. Gene Ontology annotation, biological process: methylation. The record is from RefSeq and is a predicted model, not a curated record. Lineage: Eukaryota; Fungi; Basidiomycota; Exobasidiomycetes; Microstromatales.